This is a messenger RNA of Plutella xylostella (diamondback moth), 1487 nucleotides long. Its product is annotated as putative nuclease HARBI1. The record is from RefSeq and is a predicted model, not a curated record. NCBI's taxonomy places the organism in Eukaryota, Metazoa, Arthropoda, Insecta, Lepidoptera, Plutellidae.
CCCUACUCUUGGCACGCAAUGUAUUGGUUUCAUCUUGCCUUCUCGCCAUUUGGCACUCCCGAAAUCGACGGUGGCGCCAUCUUGUCUUAACUAUUGAGCGGUUAUCGACGGAACGCGUCAAAAUCUAGUCCAAAUUGUGAAUUGGCACUCUUGACAACCUUUUUGACAGAUGUUAUUGUGUUCCAUCUUGUGUUGAGGCAAGUCGUCUACGCAAGAACAAAUAUACAACUUUACUGAGUUUUAAGUAGAGAUUUUUGAAUAAAUUAGCUGGUUAAAUGGCUCGUUUAGUGCUUCAAUUUUCGAUUUUGCGUAAUGCGCAUCGAAGGGAUUUGCGGAGGCGCAGAAAUCAGCGGCGAAUGGUCCGCUAUUUGGACGAGGCUUUGGAAAUGAGCGAAGCGGAAUUCAGAGAAAACUACCGCCUCAGUAAAGCUCUAUUCGAGGAUUUGUGUGGAGACAUUGGGCCGCUUAUGAAGCAGCCAACACGGGUAACCGAUAUCUCCAUAAGAUAUAAGAUUUUAGUGGCAUUAUCUUUUUAUGCUACCGGCAGCUAUCAAAGGCUUGUGGGCAAUAGCCAUGGUACCCUAAUGUCCCAACAAUCAGUGUCUCGGGCAAUAUCAGAGGUCACAUGUGCACUUAACAAUCCCACAGUCGUUGGGAAGUGGAUAAAGUUUCCCCAAAAUGAAGUAGAGCGGGAAAUUUUGAAAAGGAGGUUUUAUGAAAAAUAUGGCAUACCAGCUAUAAUUGGUUGCAUAGAUGGCACCCAUGUGGCCAUCAUUCGUCCACAAAAUUUUGAGGAGAGAUACUUCAACCGCAAGCACUACCAUUCCCGGAAUGUCAUGAUUAUAUGUGAUGCAGACCUAAAUAUAUUGUGCGUUGAUGCAUCCUUUGGCGGUGCAUCCCAUGACAGCCAUGUGUGGAACCAGCACCCGGUGAAAGAACACCUCAUAAAUCUACAAAGAACUGGAGAGAGGGUGGCAUUGCUGGGUGAUUCUGGUUAUGCACAGAGGGAGUACAUGAUGACCCCCAUUGUGGAUGCGCCAGCUGGCUCUCCUGAGGAGUAUUACACGCAAAAACAUUGCACAGCUCGCAACACAGUGGAACGCGCCAUUGGCGUAAUAAAAGCAAGGUGGCGGUGUCUUCUUGGCCACAGAGUCCUCCAUUACCACCCUGACAAGGCAGCAAGUAUAAUACACGCAUGUGUUGUGCUUCACAAUAUGUGCAACCAGGCACAUUUAGACUUGGACCAAGCCCACGACGAGUUGCAGGGGGAACUGGCUCCAGCCCAGGACAUCGGGGAGCUGCAUGGUGGACCGGCUGGAGGCCCUGGCAACGAAGAGCUACACAGGGGAGAGGCAGCUCGGGCACAACUGGUCCGACAACUUUGGGCCUCUCGCUAACAAACUAUAAAUUAUAGUAUCUUGUAAAUAGUAUGUCUUGACUAUGACUUGUAAAAAUGUUUAUUUAAAUAAAAAUGUAUGUAAAUUUCA